Messenger RNA from Medioppia subpectinata, 597 nucleotides. Lineage: Eukaryota; Metazoa; Arthropoda; Arachnida; Sarcoptiformes; Oppiidae. The record is from the annotation of a GenBank genome assembly.
AUGGGCGAAACACUUGUCGUAUAUGUUGUGUUAUAUGCGGAUGACAUCAAUACAAUCGAUGAUAAAGAAAUGGAUUUUCGUCUCGAUUUUUAUCUGAGACACGAGUGGAAUGUUUCGCAACACUUUUGUCGUCCGUAUCUCAAGAAAUUAAAUGAAGGAAACAUUUUCUUAAAUACAACUGAAAAGACGGCCAUUAUAUUGAAAAAUGACUUUAAAUACUUUUGGGUUCCGGACAAUAUAUCGCAAAAUUCACGUCAUAAGAAACAAAUUGAAUAUAAAUGGGACGUCGACUCCACUAUGAAAGACAAGUCGGCGUUGUAUUUAAAUCCCGAUCUAAGACUAUUACAGCACUCCGUUUAUGUGACCACUGGAUCCAGUGAUAGCACAUCUCUUAGAGUGAAAUACUCGGUUGCCCUUGCUACUUUCACAUUUAAGCGACAGUUACUUAAUAAACUCUCUUCUGUUUAUUUUCCGAGUCUUCUGGUGGUUGGCUUGAGUUGGCUCUCAUUCUGGUCUCAUGAUAGCAUUGGACUCAACCCCCGGUCGUGUAAUUCUGUGCGUAAUGUGUUUACUUUCAAUCAGCGCACAGUCCGUUAG